UUUAUGAUGAAACUGAUAUAAUUGUGGUAACACUUUUUUGGUUUAUAAUAACAACAAUUGAGAAUUAAAACGUCAAAACUACAUAAAAAUCGACUGAUAUCGAAUAAUCUGGGAAUUCACAGUUGUGAUAACUGUCAACAUUCUAUUCUUUCAUCAAGUAAAAUUUAUAUUAUGUUUUUGCAUAUUAGUGAAAUUUUACCAAUAAUAAUAAAUAAUUUCUUGUGUCAUUUGAAUUAUUAUUAAUAUUGAAUCCAAACUUUCAUGAGCAUCAAUUAACUACGUCUGUAACCUCAAAACGAUUUGUUAUUCUCCGGUAACGGCAUGCUCAAAAUUAUUUUAUAAAAAUAAUAACUAUUAAAUUGAUCAUUUACCCCAAAGUAAGGUAAAUAAAUCCUCAUUAUGCCAUAUAAAUUUUGGUCAAAAUUAUAAAGCAUAUGGAGAAAGUUGAUUGAAAGAAUAUAAAUUCUCGAUUGCUCCAAACAAUUUGUCUUUUACAUGAUAGAUGUUAUGAUUUUGGGAAGAUGUUCAUUCUUUUCUGCUAUUCGAUGUUUAUCAGAGACUUCGAAAUUUUGUAAUACUAGUUAUAAAGGAUUUAUCUUACCAGAAACACUUUCACAAGUAAAUAAAUUACCAUCUGGAAGAUUUGGACAUACUAUACUGAAAAUAAACAUUAAAAUGGCAUCAACGUCGCAAGGGGGUACUGAUAAACCUUUCAAAUCCAAUAAAUUAGCUUUAGAAAAAUCUCCUUAUUUAUUACAACAUGCUCAUAACCCCGUUGAUUGGUAUCCCUGGGGUGAAGAAGCUUUAGAAAAAGCAAAGAGAGAAGACAAAUUGAUUUUUUUAUCGGUUGGAUAUUCAACAUGUCAUUGGUGUCAUGUUAUGGAGAAAGAAUCAUUUGAAAAUCCGGAAAUUGCAAAGAUUAUGAAUAGAUACUUUGUUAACAUAAAAGUAGAUCGAGAAGAGAGGCCAGACAUUGAUAAAAUAUACAUGACAUUCAUUCAAUCCAUAUCUGGGCAUGGUGGAUGGCCAAUGAGUGUAUUUUUAACUCCAAAUUUAACUCCAAUUAUGGGAGGGACAUAUUUUCCACCAAUUGAUAGAUAUGGCCAGCCAGGAUUUGAAAAAAUUCUUCUUAGUAUUGCUCAUAAGUGGCUGGAAAAUAAACAAGAUCUAAUCAAAUCUGGAUCAAAAAUAUUGGAAGUUCUGAAAAUGGCCACUGAAAACAAUAAUCAAUUAGAAAAAAUACCACCAUCAGAGGAUUGCGGAAAAAAAUGUGUCCAACAAUUGAUCAGAUCAUAUGAUCGUGAAUUCGGUGGAUUUUCUGAUGCUCCUAAAUUUCCUCAGCCUGUUAAUUUGAAUAUUCUUUUCCACAUGUACGCUAGAGAUCCAAAAAGCGAAUUAAGUCAAGAAUGUUUAUCAAUGUGUCUUCAUACAUUAAAAAAGAUGGCUGAUGGAGGAAUUCAUGAUCAUAUUGGACAGGUAUCAAAUGGAUUCUCAAGAUAUUCAGUAGAUGGUAAAUGGCAUGUCCCACAUUUUGAAAAGAUGCUGUACGAUCAAGGACAAUUAUUACGGUCAUAUUCCAGUGCCUUUGUAGUAACUAAGGAUCCAUUUUUUGCUAAUAUUGUCGAUGAUAUUGUUUCUUACGUAACUAGAGAUUUACGUCAUAAAGAAGGCGGCUAUUAUAGUGCUGAAGAUGCUGAUUCUUUUCCAACUACAGAUGCUGCUGCAAAGAAAGAAGGAGCUUUUUAUGUAUGGACAGCUCAAGAAAUUGAUGAGUUAUUGGGAAAAUCAGUUCCAGGACGCGAUGAUUUGACUCUGAGUGAUAUUUUUUCUUAUCACUUUAACGUGAAAACUGAUGGCAAUAUUGCUAAACGACAAGACCCUCAUGGAGAACUAACAGGUCAAAAUGUGCUGAUAAUCUAUGGCAGCUUGAGAGACACAGCUGAUAAAUUCAACUGUACUAUUGAAGAGACAGAAAAGUAUCUUGCUGAGGCAAAAAAAGUGUUGUUUGAAGCUCGUUCCAGAAGACCUAGACCUCAUUUAGAUGAUAAAAUAGUUGCAGCAUGGAAUGGACUUAUGAUAAGUGGUUUAUCGCAUGCUGGCAUUGCGACAAAAAAUAAACAAUAUAUCCAAUAUGCAAAAGACGCUGCUAAUUUUAUAAAAAAAUAUUUAUUCGAUAAGGAGAAUCAAAUUUUAUUGAGGAGUUGUUAUCGCGGCGAAGGAGAUCAAAUAACGCAACCAUCGGUUCCUAUUCCUGGAUUUCAUUCAGAUUACGCAUUCGUAAUACAAGGUAUUCUCGAUUUAUAUGAAGCAAGCUUAGAUUCUCAUUGGUUAGAAUUCGCAGAACAAUUACAAGAUAUUCAAAAUAAAUUAUUCUGGGAUGAUAAAGACGGCGCAUACUUUGUUACAACUAAUAAUGAUAAGAACAUUAUUUUAAGAUUAAAAGAUGAACAUGAUGGAGCUGAACCAUCCGGAAAUUCUGUAGCUUGCAGUAAUCUACUCCGUUUAGCUGCAUGUAUGGAUCGAAUAGAUUAUAAUGAAAAAGUUGUUGAAUUACUUUCCUUCUUCAAUGAGACUCUAACUCGGAUUCCUAUCGCUGUUCCCGAAUUAGUAUGUGCAUUACUUCAUUAUUGGGAUGCUACUACUCAAAUAUUUAUUGCAGGAAAAAAAGAUGCAAAAGAUACCGAAGAGUUAUUGGAUAUUAUUCGAGAUCGAUUAAUUCCAGCAAAGCUAGUACUUUUAACUGAUCCUGAAGAUAGAGAUUCUCUACUUUUUCAGAGAAAUGAGGUCAUAAGUAAAAUGAAAACACAAAAUGGUAGAGCAACAGCUUAUGUUUGUCGGCAUCGUACUUGUUCUUUACCAGUUGUGGAACCUAGACAGCUUGCAGAACUUAUUGAUGAACAAACUUAAUGCAAUUGAAGAAAAAUCAAAUAGUCUUGAGUGGAACGAGAGAUUUAUUUAAUACUAAUUAUAAUGACAAUAGUUUGAUUUAAGAAAAAAUUAAUUUAAUUAGGGAAAUAGUCUUUUAGACUAAUCGUGAUGGAUACUGGUGAUAUUCUUUUUAAAUUAUAAAAAUUUUAAAUGUAUAAAUUGUCAUAAAUGUCAGUGAAUUUAUUAUUAAAAAAAUACACGUACUAAAUAUA
This is a messenger RNA of Chelonus insularis, 3140 nucleotides long. Its product is annotated as spermatogenesis-associated protein 20. NCBI's taxonomy places the organism in Eukaryota, Metazoa, Arthropoda, Insecta, Hymenoptera, Braconidae. Gene Ontology annotation, biological process: carbohydrate metabolic process. The transcript has 11 exons. The coding region runs from base 496 to 2907 and encodes 803 amino acids. The record is from RefSeq and is a predicted model, not a curated record.